Molecule: messenger RNA, 1128 nt
Organism: Pocillopora verrucosa
Lineage: Eukaryota; Metazoa; Cnidaria; Anthozoa; Scleractinia; Pocilloporidae
Source: RefSeq, a predicted model, not a curated record
UAGUAAAUUUAGUGCCAUCAAACUCGAGGAAUUAAGUGUUAAAACUCACGCCGAGCUUGUCACCGCCUUCUUCUUUGCUCUUUCAAGAUUUGGCCUCUGGAUAUAGGCUCUACCUAAAGCCACCGGACGAGACGGUGAUCUUAAAGACACAAAAAGGCCGAAUUCAUGUUUGAAGGUUCAAAGGGAUCUCUGGCCAAAAUUUUCUGGAAGAUUCUCUUCCUUGCACCAAUGAUUGUUUCAGAUCAUAGUUACCAGUGUCCUGAGAGUUACGGAGAGUUGAAACUUAAAGGGGUACAAGACACCUGUCAGCGAAUUGAAAACGGAACCGAUCCGCCUUGGUUAAGAAUCAACUCCCAUUUUCUAUGUCGUCGGUACUGUAUCCUGACAUGGUGCAGAGACUUCGCUUUUUGUCUCAAGCAAUCCGUUUACUGGCGAGAAGAAUGCACUCGGGGGAUUCUUAAACUCAUUUGGGGAGGUCGUUCUAUAAAUAUAAAGGUGGAGUCUGUAAGCAAUGGCCCAUCAUAUAGCUUUGACGUCCAAAGAUGUUACAAGCGCUCAGGAUGGCCAAUUUACAUAAAUAUAAGGUUAUUAGAUGGCACAGUGCAAGGAAAUGGUGCUAAGCCAGAAGUGGAAAACUUCCGUAAGGAGGAUAUCUUCAAUUCUUUAAACACCAAUCUUCAGCGUCUUACAAAAGAGAUACGCAACAAAAGUCAACCAAAGCAGGAAGAGAAAAUGGACGUCUUUCUUGAAUUGACCUCUUUGGAGACAUCCCUGUUGGAAUACGGACAGUAUAACCUCAAUCGCACAUCAAGUGAAUUUAAUAUGAGCAGCAUACACAUGGAUGUUCUUGUCAGGAAAACCUUCUACCAAAACCACAGCCACCACUUUCGCCUGGAUGAACCUACGGGAAAAAAUCUCCUAAUCAUUCCAUCGGCAAACUUGGACAACGGUUCAGUGAUACUGGGAGUGAUAUACAAAGACCUCCAUCAACUAUUUAUUAGAAACCAACCAGAGAACAGUACCCUGAACAAUUCAAGGGAAGUCAACUCCAUGAUUAUGGCUGCCACAAUAAUUCCUUCGCCCACGAGACUACGGGAAAAUAUAACUUUGAAGUUCAAAAACAUGAAG